CUUCUGACGCUCUGCUGCUCUGUGGGUUGUUUACUCGCUUUUGUUUUAUUCAAAGCAGCAUAGAAAUGGAAGGAAACGUUUGCAACAUCCAGGUGCUUCUUCGGGCGGCGGAGUUUCUCGAGAGAAGAGAGCGGGAGGCAGAACAUGGAUAUGCCUCAGUCCUGCCUCUCAGUCCAGAUCCCUCUGAUAAGAGAAGCAAACUGAAAAGCAAGAAGAUAUCUGCUGGGGGCAAUAGGUCAGUCCAUAACGAGCUGGAGAAAAACAGACGGGCUCAGCUGAGACACUGCCUGGAGCAGCUCAAGAAGCAAGUCCCUCUGUCCUCCGACUCGAUGAGGAACACCACCCUCAACCUGCUGAGACGAGCCCAGCUUCACAUAAAGAAGCUGCAGGAGCAGGAUGAGCGUGCAGAGCAGCUAAAGGGCCGUCUGCGCUGGCAGCAGAGGGAGCUGCAGGUUCGGUUGGAGCAGCUGCAGAGAGGCACAGAGAGGAUGAGAAAUGACAGCCAGGGGUCGACCAUGUCCUCCGAGAGAUCCGACUCCGACAGAGAGGAUGUUGAGGUUGAUGUGGAGAGCAUCGUGUUCGACUGCAUGGACUCAGAUGGACUGAGCAUGACACACACUGACUCAGACCACUGUUACUCCAGCAUGGACAAAGCCUGGCUAUGACGCCAAUAAACCACAUUCAAUACCACCAUGUUAGCAGGAAGAGGAGCAACUAUUCCAAAAAAAAUAAGCAAAUGGAGGAAGGAGGACGGAAAAGGAUGUUACCAUACAACUGAACAUCAUUUUCCUACAGAGGGACUAACUCUGGACUUUUUUUCAGUAUAUGUCAGACUACAAGCUAAACGAUAAGAUAAUGAAUGAGCUGAGUCCAUUUGCACUGAAAAGCAGUAAAAAUCACUGGGCUGGGAUGGAUGUAUCAUUACGCAUUUUCAUCUUCUGGCAAGCAUUAACAGCAUUUCUUUGAAAAGCCAUGAGAUGUCUGCCACAUUACAUGAUUUAAACAGUUUUUCUCAGUUUUAAAGAUCCAAAUAAGGGCUUUUUAUUACACUCUUAACUUAUACUUUUCUUCAGUAUGUAUCAAUACUGAAGUUUGCCUUAAAUCAGAUUUGUUUUUGUAUUAAAUACAGCUUUUCUUUAGCAUUAAGUUCAUAUUUCCGUAAUGUCAUGUGUGGUAUGCACUUAAACACAAAUAUCUUUUUGUUUGUUUUAUUGUCCUAUUAUGUAAGGUCAGCCAUGUAUUUUGACUUUUUCUUCUGUUGCACAAAACGUCCUCACGUUGCACUUGUUUUGUUUCUAAAGGAUUGUGGGUAAACGUCAAACUGAAAACGUGAACAGAAAUGAACUGGUCAUAUUUGCACAUUUAUAACUGGCAAUUAAGUAACUGUACCAAGUUUUCAUUCCGUGUAUUUGUACACAAAUCAGUCUGUAAGUAAGUGCAAGGAUUCUGAUGCCUAGUAUUAAGGAUUCAUUCGUACAUCACAACUGUACACACCAUUGCUUUAGCCAUUUGUCAGUAUAAAUGUAAAUUAUGCAUGCGGCAACAGUCAGGCAGGUAAUGUCUUCAUGUAAUAUUUCAGCAAUGUGAGCUGUAUUACAAGGAUUUGUCAUAUUCAUCGCUUUAUAUUUAAUAACAGAAGGUGCUUUUUUCUUCACUUUGUAUAUGCAAGAUGCCUUAUUAUCUUUUUAUAUUAUGUACGCAUUCAUCGGUCUCUCCGC
Molecule: messenger RNA, 1718 nt
Organism: Cheilinus undulatus (humphead wrasse)
Lineage: Eukaryota; Metazoa; Chordata; Actinopteri; Labriformes; Labridae
Gene: mxd3
Product: MAX dimerization protein 3
Exons: 6
Coding region: 66-665 (199 amino acids)
Biological process (GO): regulation of transcription by RNA polymerase II
Molecular function (GO): RNA polymerase II cis-regulatory region sequence-specific DNA binding; protein dimerization activity; DNA-binding transcription factor activity, RNA polymerase II-specific
Source: RefSeq, a predicted model, not a curated record